AGCUCUCUUCUCAAAAAGAUACUUUUACUUUUGGGCUUGUUAUACCGAUAUUGGAUACCUAUAUCCGUUCAACGUUACAUACAAAAAAAUCAAAAUGAAAAACUUUAUGCUACUAGUCCUGUGUGCCGCUGUCAUAUUUGCAGUAUCGGAACGUUGUGCUGCGCAACAAAAUUCCACUUCUCAUCAUUUUUUGGUCGGUGCCAGGCCAUUCGCUGAUAAAUUGUUCAGAAGAGAGCAAGUUAAAGUAAAUUCUCUAUUGUGGACUAGUCUCAAAGAAAGAAGAACUUUUUCCACCGAUGGUACCGCAAAAAUUACUCUGAUCAAGGCUCUGGACCAGAAGACCAAUGGAAACGGAGCAUACGUUUCUCUUAUAAAUGGAGGGCCCGGGCAAACCUUUGUUACGCUCGAAUUCAAGAGUCAGAAGGGACAUGGAAUCGACUUUGUCGUUGAAUUGUACGCUAAAUAUUAAUAAUAAUGUAUAGAUAUUGAAAAUCAUAAACCAUCCCGAUAAUGUACAAAUCAAAGAAUAAAUCUCUCAUCAAUUUUCAA
This is a messenger RNA of Nasonia vitripennis (jewel wasp), 549 nucleotides long. Its product is annotated as probable salivary secreted peptide. The transcript is spliced from 2 exons. The record is from RefSeq and is a predicted model, not a curated record. Lineage: Eukaryota; Metazoa; Arthropoda; Insecta; Hymenoptera; Pteromalidae. Bases 95 to 469 code for a protein of 124 amino acids.